Molecule: messenger RNA, 2318 nt
Organism: Sitophilus oryzae (rice weevil)
Lineage: Eukaryota; Metazoa; Arthropoda; Insecta; Coleoptera; Curculionidae
Gene: mrj
Product: dnaJ homolog subfamily B member 6-B
Exons: 7
Coding region: 410-1285 (291 amino acids)
Molecular function (GO): Hsp70 protein binding
Source: RefSeq, a predicted model, not a curated record
CGGGCAGAGGCAAACGGUCGAGCGCGGAUUCGUUCAGCGACAGCUCCUUCUAGACCGCGAUAGAACAUCGAACCUCGAACGUGAGCCAGUCUGAAUCGCUCUCAAGCCUAGUUCAAUAAUUCCACGAUUUUCUCAGUUUUUCUCGAGAUACGGUAACGUUCGUGUACUAGUGCAUUCCUCGAUCUAAUCGAUAACAACCUACACGUCAGUCAUCUGAUUAGCUUUUUUUAUCGGAAAAAUUACGCCACUUUCAUCACUGACCAGGUGUUUUGUGUUUUUCAGCCAGCAAUGGGAGAUUAUUCGUCUCAGUAAACCGUUCCGUUUCCUAGGAUAAUUCUAAUAAGGAGUUAUUUUCUACAUAGAUAAGUAAUCUGUAAAGCUGGGGUAUAAGGAAGCGAGCGGCACCAAAAUGGUGGACUACUACAGAGUCCUCGAGGUGCCCAAAAGUGCUACCACCGUCGAAAUUAAGAAAGCUUACCGAAAAUUGGCUCUGAAAUGGCAUCCGGACAAGAACCCCGACAACAUGGAAGACGCGACGAAAAAAUUCAAAGAAAUUUCAGAGGCGUACGAGGUGUUAUCAGAUGAUGCGAAAAGAAAAAUUUACGACGCACGAGGUACUAGGAGCUCAACGUCCAGAUCUUCCAGGAACUACAGAAGUUAUUUCGAUCUUCACAAUCCGUUUUCUCAACGGUUUUUCGAUAAGAAGAGACGCAUGUACGACCAGUACGGCAAAGACGGCCUGUUGAACGGCGGCGGUAGAUCUAGAAGCCGUCACGACGACGAUUUCGAUCUCGGCUCGUUCGGAUUCUUCACCUUCCGCGACCCUGAAGAUGUAUUUAGGGAAUUCUUCGGGGCCAGUGAUGUUUUUGAUCUCUUAAGCGACCUUCAUCCACACCGCCAUCGUCAUCACCACGGUCACCGCAACCGUCAUUCGCAUCCCCAAAAUCAGCUGAGCAGCCAUGGUCUCUUCUCGCCCUUCAGUCUACUAAGUACCGGAUUUAUGGAUGACUUUUUCAACCACGCCGCGAGCGGACACAGCAACGGAGGAUUCAGUUCGUUCAGCACGGUCAGCAGUACUUUCAGCAAUGGAAACGGUACCUCCAGCAGUGCUUUGGGAGGUAACGUCCGUCGUACGUCCACGUCCACUAGGUUUGUGAACGGAAAGAAAGUCACCACCAAGAAGAUAUUCGAAAAUGGAAAAGAGACGGUGAUGUCCUACGAAAAUGACGUGUUGAAAUCAAAGACUGUUAAUGGCGUUCCUCAAAGUAUAACAUACGGCGCGUAAAUGUUCGGUGUUGUCAAGUUGUGAAAGAGAGAUCGUAAAAUUAUAUAUAUAUUUCAUUAUACCUACAUUAAAAGCCAAUUAGCUAUUGUAAUACCCUCCCAAGUAGUGUUUUGAAAAUAAAAACAAAGAAAAAUAAUUACAGAGAAAUCUUUUUGGUAAAUUUUGGCCAGUAGCCAAACGUUUCAGUGUUGAAUACAGUACGAGACUAUGUGCAGUGGCAAAAGUGUUAAUUUUAUUUUUUUAUCACUUUAUUAUGUAUUACUAUUAUAAUAAUUCUGUUUUCAGAAUUCGCGUAGUAUCUUUUAAUACGAUUUGUAACUCAAGUUAUUUUGUGUGCGGGCAAGUUGUGUGUUCUUCAGUGACGACAAUUCUCAGAAAAUAUUUUUGUCUCAAAAACAAAGAUUAGUUGUUAUACGGGACCAUUAUAUUUUCCACAAAAGGAAAAAAAAAGUUAUUUUAUGAGAAUUGUCGUUUUUUGAAAAGUUUUCAAUACCUUAAUGUUUAAAAAAAACGUAUUUAUAUAUUAGGAUUUUAUCAAACAAUUAAUAUUGAACGAUGUAUAAUUCUUUGUUUAGAGUAUUAUGACAAGCUACAGAGCCCUUGUCUUGAUGACCCUAUUAAAAUGAAUGAUAUAUUAAGACUAUUUUACACGACUAGUUCGGCUGAAAAAUGCAACUAGGUGUUCGUGUGUGUGCUCAUUUAGUAAGAAAAAUACAAGAAAAUGAAAUGUUUUUUUUGAGUUGGAAUUUUUAUUUACGCAAGACUGCUAAUUUUAAAAACGAGCUUAUACCUAAUUUUAAAGUAAUUUCGAAGUGUGAAUUUACGAUUUAAUUAAUGUUAGAAUUAAAAGAAACCUUUAUCGUAGUUUUAAAAAUAUCUUUCUUAGGAUUAAAUAGUUUAAUUUUUUAUGUAAUUGUUGCUAUUUUAUCUUCUCACUAAUAGCAUUACGAAUUAUUGCACACAAAGAUGUAUAUGUUAUGCUUGUAUGUGUGCCUGUACAGUUACUUAAUGAUAAUAAACGAUAAUAUCUCAA